This is a messenger RNA of Medicago truncatula (barrel medic), 426 nucleotides long. RefSeq lists its product as uncharacterized. The coding region runs from base 1 to 426 and encodes 141 amino acids. The transcript is spliced from 3 exons. Gene Ontology annotation, molecular function: chromatin binding. The record is from RefSeq and is a predicted model, not a curated record. Gene Ontology annotation, cellular component: nucleus. NCBI's taxonomy places the organism in Eukaryota, Viridiplantae, Streptophyta, Magnoliopsida, Fabales, Fabaceae. Gene Ontology annotation, biological process: mitotic G2 DNA damage checkpoint signaling.
AUGGCGACAUCAACACUUUUCAUCGCUCUUCAAUGCUUCAAUUGCUCCACCAUGCAGAAACAAUCUGUUCGCAAAAUCUUCGCUCAAGGUUACAAAGCUAAGGACAUUCGCUCUUUCGUUCAAUCCGUCAAUAUGUCCAGAAAGUCCAUUGAAGAAGAUGAUCAGCAGCAGUGGCUCCUCGCCGGAACCCUAAAUCCUACACCAGAGGAACAUGUUCGCGGAGAAUAUGAAUUUCCAGCUGAUUUAACCGAUAAGAAGAAGUGUAAAACUGAUUGGAGUUUGUAUCUCGAUAAUGACGAUCAUCGCGCCACCGAGAGAGACGGACAACAGCAACAUGACUGGCACGUGUCAGAUACACCUUGGAUUUGUAGUGUCAAUAUAGCAGAACUAGUUCAUUUUCACAGCUUUAGGUUGCUUUCAUUUUGA